This is a messenger RNA of Lagopus muta (rock ptarmigan), 1879 nucleotides long. It is a transcript of the gene MRM1, whose product is annotated as mitochondrial rRNA methyltransferase 1. Bases 155 to 1207 code for a protein of 350 amino acids. The transcript is spliced from 5 exons. NCBI's taxonomy places the organism in Eukaryota, Metazoa, Chordata, Aves, Galliformes, Phasianidae. Gene Ontology annotation, molecular function: RNA binding; RNA methyltransferase activity. Gene Ontology annotation, cellular component: mitochondrion. The record is from RefSeq and is a predicted model, not a curated record. Gene Ontology annotation, biological process: rRNA methylation.
CGCGCGUGACCGCAGCGUCUCCACAGGGAAUCCGCGCCGCGCCCACGUGUGCGGGCGGGCCGCGCCCCGGUCGGGUCGAGUGUGUUUCUGCAUCCCCUCGUUCUGCCCCCUUUCCCCGAGUGGUACCGGGGGUCUCUUCCCCGUGCGGGUAGCUAUGGAGCAGGCGCUCAGGUCUCUCGCCCGCGGGGCCGUGGGGCUGCCGUCCGCCACCUGCAGCCGCUGCUUUGGGGAGGGCCCCGCGCGGGUCCGGCAGCCCUGGCGGUUCUGCACGGCUGCGGCGCGAGGCGGGGACAGAGCCCGCAUCUCCGGUGGGAGUCUGCGGGACUCAGGCUGGGGCUCGGCGAGACGCGAGGUCUCGAAGGGCGGGAGGAGGCCGGAGGGAAGGGCUCUGUCCAUCGAGAGGACGAGGGGCAGCGAGAUCCUAUUCGGCGUAGCGCCGUGCUCCAUGGCCCUGUCCCGGGCCAGGAGGGAUCUGUUCAGGCUGUUCCUCAAGCGGAGCAGCGGCCCUCAGCGUGCGAUCAGCAGCGAGUUCGUGCUGCAGGCCGCGGCACGCGGGGUUCCCGUGCUCCACGUCGGGAGGAGGGAGCUGGAUGCGUUGUGCGGGGGCCGCGUCCACCAGGGAGUGUGCUUGGAGGCCACUCCGCUCCGCUUCAAGAGGCUGGAGGAGGCCGAAGAGCCCGGUUUGGGGGAUGGAGAGAGCCCGAAACGGCAGCUGCUGUGGCUCGUGCUGGAGCAGAUCCAGGACCCCAUGAACCUGGGGGCACUGCUGCGCUCUGCGUAUUUCUUGGGGGCGGACAGAGUGGUGACGAGCCGGAGGAACAGCUGCCCCUUGACUCCAAUAGUGAGCAAAGCAAGUUCUGGAGCUAUGGAAGUCUUUGAUGUCUACAGCACGGAUGAUCUCAGGAGCUUUUUGAAGGCUAAAGCUGCAGAAGGCUGGGAAGUUGUGGGAACAGUGAGCCAGUCUGAAACUGUGGAAAAUGUUCCUGUCAUCAGCUGCUUGGAGUUUCGGUGGAACAAACCCAUUAUUUUAGUGAUAGGUAGUGAAGGUGAUGGCCUUUCCCUGGAGACGCAGCUCCUGUGCCACCAGAUGCUGGUCAUCCCCUCUGGCAGGGCACUGCACCCAGGCAUCGAGUCACUGAACGUCUCCGUAGCCACUGGCAUUCUCCUGCACUCCAUCUGCAGCCAAAAGCUGAGGCACGGUGAUUGAUUUUUAUCCUGGCACAUGGUGGAAGUUGCCCAGCCAAGAUCUUUGAUGGCAAGAAACUGCUCAGUGUUCCAUGGCUGUGUUCAGUAUGGAUAUGAUAGUACUCCUUCCAGGCUCGGCACCAUCUCAGCAAGUUUCAGGGUGAGCCCCAGUGACCCAGGGUGUGUUAUGGCUCAUGCACCACACCAGGAGAGCCCUGGGCCAGCACUGAAGUCAUGCCUCCGUGCAUGGUAACACGUUCCACCAGCAUCUCAGAGGAGAGGUUGUAAGGAAGGAAGUUUGAAAGUAGACAAACCUUCAGUUUUAGCAGUAAAAUAGGCAGUGGUGGCUGCAAGCCUUGUGUUUGUUGCUUGGGAACUUCUUGCAUUGCUCAGGCUGUGGGUUUGGGGCUGUAGAUGAAUGGUGGUUCAUGGUUGGAGCUGACUCAGAGAACAGCCGUGCCCUGUGCCUGGAGUGCUGGUGAGAAGCUGGUCUGAUCUGGGACUGCUCAGUAGCCAUUUAUUCAUGAUAAGGCAGUCUCUCUGUUACACCUUGCUGCUUGAAUGUCUGAAAACACACCAUGUUGUAUUUGAUUGUAACACAAGUCUGCAGCUGUGCCAGAGGAUGAACGUGACCUGUUAGAAACAGCUGUAGUGGGGAAAAAUGCGGCCCAUUAAAAUAAAGCCUCUGUAAAGA